Trematomus bernacchii (emerald rockcod) is the source of this 2475-nucleotide messenger RNA. It is a transcript of the gene mmp19, whose product is annotated as matrix metallopeptidase 19. Lineage: Eukaryota; Metazoa; Chordata; Actinopteri; Perciformes; Nototheniidae. Gene Ontology annotation, biological process: collagen catabolic process; extracellular matrix organization; proteolysis. Gene Ontology annotation, molecular function: metalloendopeptidase activity; zinc ion binding. The record is from RefSeq and is a predicted model, not a curated record. The coding region runs from base 167 to 1585 and encodes 472 amino acids. Gene Ontology annotation, cellular component: extracellular matrix. The transcript has 9 exons.
CAGCCACAGGGCUGAGUCACACGCCUGCCGGGCUGAGUUUAAAACUGCUGCCGCGGUGAGAGAACAAACACAGUCUGUUGGUGCUGAGAGACUCUGCUGAGCGCUUCAGGUUCUGAGCAUCAGCCCGGAGUAUUUGGGAACAGAAACUUUUGAUGAAAACUUGAAUAUGGACUACACAAGGCUGCUGCUGCUGCUGCUGCUCAGCCUCAGUGGAGCGGUUUGUGCAGUGGUGCAAUGGACAGAAUUAGAUGAAGCAAAGGCCUAUCUGAUGAAGUAUGGUUACCUGAAUGACCCCGCUGAUCCGCAGGACCCCCAAUACCUGGAGGAGGUCAUUGAAGCUCUCAGGGUUUUUCAGAGAGUGAAUGAUCUGCCACCUACUGGAGAGUUGGAUGAAGCCACUGUGGAUGUGAUGAGACAGCCUCGCUGUGGCAUGGAGGAUCCCUUCAACAAGAAACAACACAAAUACAGAGUGAUGGGUCGUUGGAGAAAAAGGAGUCUGACAUACCGUAUCUACAACUACACGCCUGACAUGAAGAAAACCGAGGUGAAGAUGGCCGUCCGCUCUGCCUUUAAGUACUGGAGUGAUGUCGCUGCUUUGAUCUUCAGAGAGAUCAGCUAUGGCAGAGCAGACAUCAAGAUCUCCUUCCAUAAGAAAGAUGGAUUCUGCCCAUUCCCGUUUGAUGGCCGUGGUCAUGUGCUGGCCCAUGCUGAGUCACCACAGUCUGGUAUUGUGCAUUUUGAUGAGGAUGAGUUCUGGACUGAGAGAUCGUAUUAUGGCACUAAUCUGCGUAUUGUGGCUGCUCAUGAGAUCGGCCACGCCCUCGGCCUGGGACACUCUCAGUUCAGAGGCGCCCUGAUGGCUCCAGUCUACUCUGGUUACCGUGCCAACUUCAGGCUUCAUACAGAUGAUGUGCAGGGGAUCCAGCUGUUAUAUGGCAAACGCAUCAGUAGCACUUUGGCCAGUCCAAUACUGCCGAACAGUCUGCUUCCCACGGAGAGCAGCCAUGACACUGAGAUCAUCCCUGACCCCUGCACUGCCGCACUGGACGCUAUCAUGUUGGGUCCAUGGAGGAAAACGUUUGCCUUCAGUGGUGACUACGUCUGGACGAUCUCUGAUCUGGGACACAACACACCGAUACAGAUCAACAGGUUGUGGAAGGCCCUGCCUGGAGACCUGAACGCUGCGGUGCACUCUCAGAGGACCAACAAGACGUACUUUUUCAAAGGUGAUAAAGUGUGGAGGUAUACCAUGUUCAUGCUGGACGACGGCUACCCCAAACAGGUGAAACGGAUCCCUCCGAACAUCAACGCAGCCCUGUACCUGGAGAAGAACAAGAAGAUGGUCUUCAUCAAGGGUUCAGAGCACUGGCAGUGGGAUGAGCUGAAGUUCACUGACCUGAGAAUCUACCCCAAACCGCUCUCCAUGCUCUUCUCCGGGGUGCCGUCAGAUCCAGAUGCAGCUCUCACCUGGACCAACGGCAAGAUCUUCUUCUUUAAGGGAGACCAGUACUGGAGAGUGAAUGACCGGCUGGGGGUCGACAGAGGAUACCCUCUGAGCAAGAGGGAGCGCUGGAUGCGGUGCUAGGGGGCGACCAUCAGGGGGCAGCGUGUAGCAAGAGGUCGGCUCCACACAACCAGAUUGUGAAUUGUCACCAACCACGUGGAAGAUCUAUUCCCCACUAAAUUACUUUUUGUUUCUCAAAUACUCAACCUGUUACCUCCAAUUAUUUAAGAAACUUUUUCCUCGAAUGUCUUCACAGUGACAUAUCAUCAAAAAGGGAAUAAAUUAUUGAUGAAUUCAACUAAGUGCAAAACUAUAUCAGAUCCAUUUACAAACUCUUUCAAAAAAAAGUCUAAUGUAUUGCGUGGAUUGCCUCAUACUUCCCAAUGUAUUUUCAACAAUGCCACGUGUUUGUGAAGUAAAAGCAGAUGUUAAUGCUGUUGUUAACAUGGCCAUGUUUUUGGAUUAGGUUUUUUCAAGGUAACACAGGGUGAGUAUUUGAUACAAAUUGUAAUUUUGUUGGUAAAGGAAACAAAAACAAAAGGGAAUUUGAGGAUUGAUUUUAUUUCACUGGACCUGAUUUAAACCAGGCUUCUCGCAACCUCUGCAGUGAUUUUUGUGAGGUUGACUUCAUGAGUACAAAUGUGUUUUUGUGCCAAUAUUAUGUAAUCUUUUGUAUGAUCUCAGGGCGAAAUCAAGGGAGGCCUUCUGUUUUUCUCUCCAACAUGUGUGUUGAAUUAUGUGUGUUAAUAUUCUUCAGUAAGAUGUAAUAUGAUGAUGGGAGUGUGCACUUUCUUUACAGACAUGUUGUGUAACCAUUCAUGCACACUUAAAAAAGUUAUUCAUCGCUCCUUAAAAACACCUCCAAUAUCUUAUGAGUCACAACCAUUUGUGAGAAAUAAUGUGACAUUUUUUUUAAAGCCAGAAUGUUACAUUUUUUACAAUUAAACAAGACACUGUCUGUUCUUAUAAUU